This is a messenger RNA of Manis pentadactyla (Chinese pangolin), 3184 nucleotides long. RefSeq names its product protein phosphatase 1 regulatory subunit 13 like (gene PPP1R13L). The record is from RefSeq and is a predicted model, not a curated record. Bases 172 to 2646 code for a protein of 824 amino acids. Gene Ontology annotation, molecular function: transcription factor binding. Gene Ontology annotation, biological process: regulation of transcription by RNA polymerase II; positive regulation of cell differentiation. The transcript is spliced from 13 exons. Lineage: Eukaryota; Metazoa; Chordata; Mammalia; Pholidota; Manidae.
CUCCCCCUCCCCUCCGGGACCCGCCUCCCUCCAGCCGGAGUCACGUCGUCUAACCUGUUCCCGGCGCCUGCCCCGCCCCGUCCUCCGCUCCCCGAAGCCCGAGCCGAAGCCGGAGGAAGUCCCCCGGCGCCAGGAUCUGCCCCGGAUCCGCGCCCCGCUGCGGUCGGCACCAUGGACAGCGAGGCAUUCCCAAGUGCGCAGGACCUACUGGACCUGAACUUCCAGUCUCUGGCCAUGAAGCACAUGGACCUGAAGCAGAUGGAGCUGGACACGGCGGCGGCCAAGGUGGACGAACUGACCAAGCAGCUGGAGUCGCUGUGGUCAGACUCGCCGACUCCUCCUGGUUCGCAGGCCGGAGCCCCCGCUAGGCAGUCCCGGUACAGCUCCAGCCCGGUUCCCGAACACUCAGGCAGCCGCGGGUCCCUUCGGAAGGUGGCCACCGAUGGCGCAGACACCUCGUUCGGACGCUCUGAGAGCGCCCCGGCUCUGCUUCCCUACAGCCCCCUGUCCCCUAAGGGCCGGCCGUCGUCACCGCGCACCCCGCUCUACCUGCAGCCGGACGCCUACGGUAGCCUGGACCGUGCGCCAUCACCCCGGCCCCGCGCCUUCGAUGGCGCAGGAAGCCCCCUCGGCCGUGCGCCCUCCCCGCGGCCCGGAUCAGGCCCGCACCGCCAGCAGGGUCCCCCCACGCCCUUCGAUUACCUGGGCCGGGCCGGCUCUCCACGUGCCAGCCCUCUGGUUGAGGGCCCCCAGGCCUUCUUUCCGGAGCGCGUCCCCUCGCCGCGCCCCCAGACCGCAGCCUACGACGCUCCGGCUGCAUUUGGGAGCCCCCUGCUGGGCGCUGGCGGCAGCGCCUUUGCCCCGCCUCUGCGCUCUCAAGACGACCUGAUGCUGCGCCGGCGGCCUCCCAAAGCCUGGAACGAGUCUGACUUAGACGUGGCAUACGAGAAGAAGCCUUCACAGACAGCCAGCUACGAACGCCUGGACGUCUUCGCGCGGCCGGCCUCGCCAGGCCUGCAGCUGCUGCCUUGGAGAGAGAGCAGCCUGGACGGGCUGGGGGCCACGGGCAAGGACAAUCUCACCAGCGCCACUCUGCCCCGAAAUUACAAGGUCUCCCCUCUGGCCAACGACAGGCGAUCCGAUGUGGGCAGCUAUCGCCGAUCACUAGGUUCCGCGGGGCCAUCAGGCACUUUGCCCCGAAGCUGGCAGCCAGUCAGCCGCAUCCCCAUGCCUCCUUCCAGCCCCCAGCCCCGCAGUGCGCCCCGCCAGCGCCCUAUCCCCCUCAGCAUGAUAUUCAAGCUGCAGAAUGCCUUCUGGGAGCAGGGGGCCAGCAGGGCCAUGCACCCCGGCUCCCCUGUCUUCUCCCGAGCUCCCCCACCUAAGCUGCCUCCCCAGCCCCAGGCACCCCCCCAGCCCCAGCUGCACCCCCAGCCUCAACCACAGCCCCUGCCUCCUCCUCAACCCCCUGCCCAAGUCCCCCAGCCUCCGCAACAGCCUUGGCCCCCUGUGAGUGAAGGACCCCCCAAGCCCCCCACUGAGCUGGAGCCGGAGCUGGAGGGGCUGCUGACACCAGCACUGGAGGCUGGCGAUGCAGAUGAAGGCGCUGUAACUCGGCCCCUCAGCCCUACACGGCUGCAGCCUGCACUGCCACCUGAGGCUCAGUCAGUCCCCGAGCUGGAGGAGGUGGCACGGGUGCUGGCAGAGAUUCCACGACCCCUCAAACGCAGGGGCUCCAUGGAACAGAGCCCAGCUGUAGCCCUACCCCCCACCCAUAAGAAACAGUACCAACAGAUCAUCAGCCGCCUCUUCCAUCGUCACAGUGGGCCUGUGGGGCCAGGGGGGCCUGAGCCCGAACUGACCUCCAUCACUGAGGGAUCUGAGGCCAGGGCAGGGCCCCCUGCUCCUGCCCCACCAGCUCCCAUACCACCCGCGGCCCCACCCCAGAGCAGCCCACCAGAGCAGCCACAGAGCAUGGAGAUGCGCUCUGUGCUGCGGAAGGUGGGCUCCCCGCGCAAGGCUCGCCACGCGCGCCUCAACCCGCUGGUGCUACUGCUGGACGCCGCGCUGACCGGGGAGCUGGAAGUGGUGCAGCAGGCGGUGAAGGAAAUGAAUGACCCGAGCCAGCCCAACGAGGAGGGCAUCACAGCCCUGCACAACGCCAUCUGCGGUGCCAACUACCCCAUCGUGGACUUUCUCAUCGCGGCCGGCGCCAACGUCAACUCCCCCGACAGCCACGGCUGGACACCGCUGCACUGCGCCGCCUCGUGCAACGACACGGCCAUCUGCACGGCGCUGGUGCAGCACGGCGCGGCAAUCUUUGCCACCACGCUUAGCGAUGGCGCCACAGCCAUCGAGAAGUGCGACCCCUACCGCGAGGGUUACGCUGACUGCGCCACUUACCUGGCAGACGUGGAGCAGAGCAUGGGGCUGAUGCACAGCGGGGUCGUGUAUGCCCUCUGGGACUACAGCGCUGAGUUCGGAGACGAGCUGUCCUUCCGCGAGGGCGAGUCGGUCACCGUGCUGCGCAGGGACGGGCCGGAAGAGACCGACUGGUGGUGGGCCGCUCUCCAUGGCCAAGAGGGCUACGUGCCGCGUAACUACUUCGGGCUCUUCCCCAGGGUGAAGCCUCAGAGGAAUAAGGUCUAGCUGGAGAGGAGGACAUUUCCACGGGAGGCAGCAGGAAGUAGCCCUGCCUUUGCUCCAGACAUCCCCUUCCAAGAUUGUUGCAUCUCUCUGCACCCCUACCCCUGCAGGGGUGGGGUCCUUGCCACCAGCCCUCUGCUUCCCCGAGGAGGAGAAGCCCAGCCUUAAGUUUAGAAACCUGCCUUAGCCGUGGGAGGUCAUGGUGGGGCUAGAAAUCACUGGGAGCAAGAGAGACCCCCCAUUUGCCAAAUUGGAUCCCAUCCAAAGUGCCUCCCACUCCUACCGCCAACCCCCCCACCCAAAAGCAGGCCAACCCAAUAUCCCAGAGGCAUCUGGGAUGGGUCACCUCCACUGGAUUCCCCUAAGAGUUGCCUUUCCCCCAUGUCUCCCAGCAGCCUUGGGGCGCCAGGUGAGGGACAUUGGUCUCUCCCAGGAUCCCUGCCCCACCUCUCCCCCAUCAAGUGCCUUCACACAGCACUGGUUUCAUAACCAAAUGGAGAAGUUUUUCUUUAUAAAUAAAGGUAGUUUGCACAGAAAUUGA